AUGUCAACCAAUACAGGAAAAGACUUGGAGGACAGCUUCGGUGACGCAGUGGAUUAUUCUGUGUUCUGUCAGAUUCUGGAAAUGGACGAUGACCCCGACGAUAGAGAGUUCAGCACCAGUAUCUGCUAUGGCUUUUUCGAGCAAGCUGAAGAGACUUUUGAACGAAUGGGGUUGGCAAUAACGGAGGGGGAACUCCGACAAAUAAACGAACUCGCCCAUUUUUUAAAAAAUUCUUCAGCAACUAUAGGGAUUGUCAAAGUGCAGAAAGGCUGCGAAAAAAUUCAGCACUACGGAAUGAACGAAGAUUUGGACGGCUCACCAGAACCUGAUUCUGAGCUAUGCUUGAGACGGAUUGUGGAGGCGCUCGAGGACGUCAAAGCGGACUAUUCUUAUUCUGUGAGGAAGAUUAAGGCAUUCUAUUCGAACCAAGAAGUUGAGUAG
Molecule: messenger RNA, 441 nt
Organism: Penicillium roqueforti
Lineage: Eukaryota; Fungi; Ascomycota; Eurotiomycetes; Eurotiales; Aspergillaceae
Product: Hpt domain-containing protein
Exons: 3
Coding region: 1-441 (146 amino acids)
Biological process (GO): phosphorelay signal transduction system; phosphorylation
Cellular component (GO): nucleus; cytoplasm
Molecular function (GO): protein histidine kinase binding; histidine phosphotransfer kinase activity
Source: RefSeq, a predicted model, not a curated record